Laccaria bicolor S238N-H82 is the source of this 1116-nucleotide messenger RNA. RefSeq lists its product as uncharacterized. Lineage: Eukaryota; Fungi; Basidiomycota; Agaricomycetes; Agaricales; Hydnangiaceae. Gene Ontology annotation, cellular component: cytosol. The coding region runs from base 1 to 1116 and encodes 371 amino acids. Gene Ontology annotation, molecular function: hydroxypyruvate reductase [NAD(P)H] activity; glyoxylate reductase (NADPH) activity; NAD binding. The transcript has 8 exons. The record is from RefSeq and is a predicted model, not a curated record.
AUGGCUUCACAGAGAGCAUCAGCACUUCUCAAUGGCCCUAUCCCUGAUUUUCAUUUAAACAGACCAACCUCACGCCCCAAAGUUGUGGUGACAAGAAACCUCGGUCCAGAUGUCAUGCCUCUGCUCCUAGAGAGAGGUGAUCUUGAGGUCGUCUUAUGGCCAGAGGAUAGAGGCUGCGACAGGAACUGGUUGCUCCAGAACGCUGUGGGGGCGACGGCAUUGAUCGUGAUGGUUGGUGCAGAUAAGAUAGAUACUGAGGUAUUGGAUUCAGCUGGACCAAGUUUACAAGUCGUAUCAACCAUGUCCGUAGGCUAUGAACACAUCGAUAUAGCGGCAGCAGUGAAACGAGGUAUCAAGGUGGGGUAUACGCCUGACGUUUUGACGGAUGCAGUUGCUGAUUUGACCGUAAUGCUGGCGCUCAUGGCAGGCCGAAACGUCCGUCAGACGAUGAAGGUCGUUGACGACGGUCAGUGGCCAACAUGUCCCUGGUCCCCAUUCCUUUUCUGCGGUCCCCAAUUCAGCGCCUCCCCCUCUCGCCCAGUGCGCACAGCAGGCUUCAUCGGUUUCGGACGCAUCGCUCAAGCUACAUUGGCACGGUUGAUCCCAUUCGGGUUUACCAACUGUAUCUAUUCUUCGAAUCCCUCCUCCACGCCUAAAACCUCUCGUGAUUUGGAGCUGAAAGCUAAGCUUGGGUUGGCCUCCUUAGCGUCGGUGACCCUUGACGAAGUUGCGGCGAGGAGCGACGUGGUGUUCGUUCUCGCACCUGGGGGUAGUGGGACAAGACAUCUGGUGAAUGAGGCAUUUUUGAGAAAGAUGAAGAGAUCGAGCGUGUUGGUGAAUACAAGUCGCGGAAGCUUGGUGGAUUCGGAUGCCUUGGCAAAGGUGCUGAGUGAGGGCUUGAUUUGGGGAGCUGGUCUGGAUGUAGUGGAGGGUGAACCACAGGUCACUGCUGAUCAUCCGCUGGUGAAGGAACCUAGAUGUGCAAUUCUCCCUCAUAUUGGAAGUGCUACACUUGAAACGCGGAUAGAUAUGGCGAGGCUGGCAGCAGAGAACGCGUUGUCUGCCAUCGAUGGAAAGCCUAUGCCAGCUUCUUUGAACCUUCCUAGUUUGAGUUGA